Molecule: messenger RNA, 7288 nt
Organism: Girardinichthys multiradiatus
Lineage: Eukaryota; Metazoa; Chordata; Actinopteri; Cyprinodontiformes; Goodeidae
Gene: tmtopsb
Product: teleost multiple tissue opsin b
Exons: 4
Coding region: 451-1686 (411 amino acids)
Biological process (GO): G protein-coupled receptor signaling pathway; visual perception
Cellular component (GO): photoreceptor outer segment; membrane
Molecular function (GO): G protein-coupled receptor activity
Source: RefSeq, a predicted model, not a curated record
ACAUUUUCCCUUUCAGUGUCUUCUGUGACUCGUCAGGCUUUCAAUUAUACUGAGAGGCUGAAGCUCCUUCCAAACACACACUGACACAGACAUCGCUCCAACACCGCCUCCUGUUGAGUUUUUGUCCCCCGGCGCGUUAAAAAGCGCAGUUGAUGAUAAAAACAGAGACGCACUUUCUACAGGAGCGCACAGCUGGAGGUAAAGGGGGUGGGAGCUACUCUACUGGACACCUGCUUGUCCUUUACGAGUCCUCCUUCAUUGGACACUUUGCUCUGCUGGACAGGAGAACCUGUUUACGGAUUUUUCCGCGGAGUGCAUCAUGUGCGCAAACCACAGCGGCACACUCCACCGUGCGCCAUCUCCUCUCCGGAUGAGCUGACCGAGCUAAGCGCACCGAGACCGGAUGGGUGCAAACUUCCCGCUGGUCCAAACUUCGCGGUUCGGCCAGGUAUGAUCGUUUCCAACGCGAGUCUGAGCUGUGCGCGAUGUCUCGGAGUAGCAACGACGGAGGCGAACGGAGGAGUUUCGGGCUCUCUGCCCGCUCCCUCCCUGAGUCCGACGGGGCACCUGGUGGUGGCAGUGUGCCUCGGCUGCAUCGGCACUCUCGGCUUCCUCAGUAACUUCCUGGUGCUGGCGCUGUUUUGCCGGUACCGGGUCCUGCGCACACCCAUGAACCUGCUGCUGGUGAGCAUCUCUGUGAGCGAUCUGCUGGUCAGCGUACUGGGGACCCCGUUCAGCUUCGCGGCCAGCACCCAGGGGCGGUGGCUGAUCGGACGCGCUGGAUGCGUUUGGUACGGGUUCAUCAACUCAUGUCUGGGCAUCGUCUCGCUGAUCUCCCUGGCGGUUCUGUCCUAUGAGCGUUACUGCACCAUGAUGGAGCCCACCAUAGCCAACGGCAGAGACUUCCGGACAUCGUUGGGAGGAAUCUGCUUCUCCUGGCUCUACUCCGUGGCCUGGACUGUGCCUCCAUUGCUUGGGUGGAGCAGAUAUGGGCCCGAGGGGCCCGGCACCACUUGCUCUGUUGAUUGGAAGACCCAGACUCCAAACAACAUCUCCUACAUCAUCAGCCUUUUCACCUUCUGCCUUGUCCUACCAUUCGCCGUCAUCGUCUACUCCUACGGGAAGCUCCUGCGCACAAUCAGACAGGUGCGCAGAGUGAGCUCAGCAGUGACCCGUCGCAGAGAGCAGCGAGUGCUGGUGAUGGUCAUCAUCAUGGUGGUCUGCUACCUGGUUUGCUGGCUGCCAUACGGGGUAGCGGCUCUGCUCGCCACCUUUGGCCCUAGAGACCUUCUGACCCCGGAGGCGAGCAUCAUGCCGUCGCUGCUGGCCAAGUUUUCCACUGUUGUCAACCCUUUUAUAUACAUAUUCAUGAAUAAACAGUUUCACAGAUGUUUCCGGGCGUUCUUUUGCUGUCCCAGUUCAGAGCGAAGCUCCACUUUAAAGACAUUUUCUCGGCCGACGAAGACGUGUCGCACCGCCCGCCAGGAGAGGGACAUCCAGGUGACCGCUCCCGCCCUGUCAACCGCCGCGCCCACACCCAACUCUGUGCACGGGUCCUCCCAGGGAGCCAAUCACAUGAUGCCGUCACCAGCGAACGCUGGUUGCACUGCUGCGGAAGCUGCUGCUGCUCUCGCUCCUGUAGGCCCCACACCUAAACUGAUUCUGGUGGCUCACUACAGGGAAUAAAGGACUAAAGCAACAGCAGAGGAGAGGCAAAUUAAAGGGAGCAGGUCUCCAAAUAAGACAAAGCAUCUUUAUUAGAAGAGGAUUGAAAAUGCAGAACGUGCUGGGGUCUUUUAAUCCCAGAGAAACACUCUGCGAUCCAAAAACAAAAGCCCUCUAAAGCUUUGUGUACAAAGCAGACUGAAGAUGUGCUUUGUGUUGACAUUACACACCUUUCCCACCAGGAUUAAACCGCUGAAUCCCAUUCAAAAGAGCACAACUAUAACACCACACACAGCCCUACCUGGAGUAAAGCAACAAGGAAACCAGAGGGAUUCAUACUGGAUUCACAUUUAACUGUCUGUGUAUUAAUUUGUUAUUUUAGUCCACUUUGUGGGAAACCAUUAGGGCCAAAACAGAGUCAACGUGAAAGGGUUGAUUGCAGAAUGCUGCAAGUUACUGUUCAAUCAUAAAACACAGGAAUAAUUUGUUUUUAUUCUCAAAUAAAAGGUCUUUAAAAUGUUUUUAGACAGAAUCGUGCCUAGAUUUAGAAAAAUCGGGUAGUUAUUUGCAAUAUAAUUUAAUAACAUAAAAGGGUGCAUAUUUCUUUUGGUUUUUUUCCACAUUUUGUUAUGUUGCACCACACACUUCUACAUAUUUUACUGGGAUUUCAUGUUACAGACAAACACAAAGUAGCGUAUAAUCUUAAAAAAAGAAGGAAAGAGGUUCAUGGAUUGCUAAUUUUUUAGGAAAUAUGAUCUCAAAAAGUGUGAUGUGCAUUUCUGUUCAGUCCCCUUUUGCUCUGAUCUCUCUAAAUAGCAUCCAAUGGUAUUUAAUAUCCAUAAACAAAAUGGCAAUACAUGUGUGGAGGAGUUUAAAGCGGAGAUAGGUUAUAAAACAGUGUCAUACGUUUUGAACAUUUCACUGUUUGAUCCAUCAUCUGGAAAUACAAAGGUAUGGCACAACUGCAAACUUACCAAGACGUGGCCAACAACCUUAACUUACAACAUUAAUUAGAAAGGCAUUAAAAGGGCCAAUGUGACUGCAGAAAUCCACAGAUGGGAGAAUCUGUUGAGAAAAUAUUCAAAUAUUCUGUGGACUAAGGAGGGAUAAUGAUCCAAAGCAUACUAGCAAUAAAGGUUUUGGACUGUCCUAGUCAAAGUAUGGACCUAAAUCCAGUUAAGAUGCUGGGGGAUGACCUUAAACAAGCCUUUAAUGGAUGAAAACCUAACAAUGUGGCUAAAUGAAUGCAUUUCUGAAAAACAGAGUGGCCAAAAGUUCCUCCACAGCGAUAAUUCAGAAACACUUUUUGACCGCUAUUGUUGCAGCCAGUUAUUAUGAGGGGCAAUUACUUUUUUCUCAGAGGGCUAUGUUGGUUUGCAUUGCUUUUUUGCAACAUUUUGCAGUUUGUAUUUAAUUAGAUAAUAUUUUUCUGAUAUUCAUAUGUUUCAUGAUGUGAAACAAGAAAAACUAAGAUAAAAGGCAUUAAAUAGUUUUUUAAAGAACUGUAGCUGGUUAUUUUUUACAAAGCAAACAUUGUUAGCAAAUAAAACCCUUGGCAAAAAAUCAAAAUGCUUCUAAUGUCUCCAAACACUCAUCUAAAAUCAAUGUAAAGUCUGAAGCCACAAAUCUAAACGCUGAAGUGUUAUUGGUCCACUAGACAUUUAUAUUCCAAGAACUGAAAUUGUUAAAUCAGUCAUUUUCUGUUUGAAUUCAGAUGUUUGGAAGGAUUUUAGGUAAACGUGUGGCAUGUAGCAUCUGAAAUGGAAAUGUGUUUGCUGCAAGCCAAAAAUCAGCAUGUUUAUGGGGCCAAUUUACCGUGUUAGCAACAGACAUGGAAACCAACAAGACUGAAUCUGAAGAACUACGAGGAAAGAUGCCAAACUUCUUCCUGUCAUCCCCUCGUUAACUCAUUUCUAUAUAUGAAAGUCAAAGCAAACAGCACCUAUUACAUAUUGAUGUUAUUUGUUAAAUUACUAAAUUGUUUUCUCAGACAUUUUGGAGAAGCACUACGAAGUUUGGCAACAUAUUUACAGUCAAAUCUUUUCUUUUGUUUUGUUAUAUUUUGGUGCUGAUUUAAAUUUGUGUGGGAGGAGCUUUUAUUUUUUUUCAGUAAUAAUUUGGUUGAGGAAAAGAGUUUAUAUAAGAGUUUCUUCAUGUCCUCAUUUCAAAGCUUGAAACUAAUUAAAAAUAUUAACCAAUUUGCCACAAAUAAACUCUCAGUCAUCAGACCUGGAAGCCAUUAAAGGAACAUUACACAAUGUUUUAUGGGACACAUUUUACAGUUAUGUACAGUCGUGGUGCCUAAACUGGGGUAUAAGUAGCAAAGUGGGCAUCUGGGUCCCCUUCAGUGGCUUAGUGGCCAAAGAAAUGUUGGCACAGUUGCAAAGGGGACUGUAAUAUUGAGCAAUUUGUCACCGUCAGCAUGAAAUAUGAGCUGUCCAAGCACAUCAUCUUAAAAGCAUUAAGCUCGGCACAAGAAAUUGGGAAAUUCCUCUACAAAGUGAAGUGAAUGACUUACAAUGAUAAGUGAUAAUAUUUGCCCCAAACUGAUUUUUCUGUCACCAUUAAAUGUUUCAGAUGUUUAAACAAAUUUCAUUUCAGACAAAUAUAAGCGUAUAAUAAAGUAAAGACAAAGAGUUUUAAAUAAUGAUUUCAUCUAUCGGAGGAAAAAAAACAACAACCUGGUUCUACAUGAAAAUGUAAUUUACCCUAAAACCUAAACAUUGUACCAACUGUGGUGGAAACAUAUCCUGUCUAGGGUUUAUGAUAACCUGCAAAGAGUCAUUUACAUUGCGGGGACAGAAUUUUGCCCACUCCUCUUUGCAGAAUUGUUUAAAUUCAGACAUAUUGAAGGGUUUUUUAAGCAUCAAAACAACCCAUAUAAGGUCAUAAUACAGCAUCCCAGUUGGAUUUAAAGGGGACAAAUCAUGCUUUUAAAUCCUUCCUUUUCCUAUUUAAAUCAUUCCGAUGGGGUCUGUGUAAAGUGGAACUGCAAUGUUUUGGUUUGAAUUUGUCAUUAUUUUAGCUCCUCAGGUGUUCUUUAUUCAUUCUUUUCAUUCAUUCAUCUUCUAUACUGCUUAUUCAAAACAGGCAUGUUUUUGGACUCCUCAGGCGUCAAUUUAACACAUUUUUUAAUUUGCUGCGGUCUCUUUAAAUGCAAAUGAGGCACAUUACACCCCGCCCCCCUCCAGGCUGCGGAGCCUUCCCCUCCACCUCGUUGGGCCUGUGCUGGUAAAUGAUGGCUCCUGCCUCAUUGCUUUAGACAUCUGAAUAAAACAAGAUUCCAUCACUUUACUUGCCCUCGAUAAAUAUCAACAAAUGUCUAAAAAACAAGAAGCACAUACAAAAUCAUUGCACCAACAACGUGCUACGUUUACUAAUGCAUGAGAACAACAGCACUAAAACUAAUACUGUAGCUGUAAGCUAUCAAACAUGGUUUAUUAACAGGCAUGUGCUGAGCUGGCAAUCUUCUAAAUCAGCUGUGUUAAAGAAGGGAAAUGUCAGGACCUGGCGAGGACUGACUUUGAAUACCCCUGCCCUAGUAUACCAUGACAAAUGUAAAUUCUUAAACAAUAGCAGAGAAAAGUUAAGGAAUUCACAGUAGUAACAAAAGCCCAUUAUUAAUGUCGCUGACAUUUUUUACACAAACUACAUGUAAGAUACCUUUUAAAAUGUAAAUGCUACCACAAUUUGAAUGAACACAACUUUUAAACAAGACCCUAACAUAGUUAAUGAAUGCAUUUGGAUCAUGUUGUUCCCAAGGCAAAAAGGGCAACCAAACAGGUUGCAAAACUGUUUCAUAUUGUUAUUCAAAACACAAUAAGGUGAUGUCCUUAAGGAGCUAAAAGCAAGCGCUGAGCGCUAACAUUAGCAGGAAGCAUGAAGCUGUACUAUCAAAGCAACAGCCAGUCAGUUUAUCAACACCUCAACAAUCAAGCUAGCUGUCAUUUUACUGUCAUCUGCAGCCAACCUCUUUGCUCUGUCCGUCGCUUCCAUGGACCAAAACUGACUCCUCAGACAGACAGAGUCAUUCAGCUAAUCCUCCUUCAUACGGGCCAAGGUUGCUGAAACCAAGAGGACUUUCCCCACUGAUGUCAGCACGUUUCCAUAAAAAAUCAAAUUUAACCAGGAACUCCAAAGAGGUUCUGAUCCUGCGGGACAGUGUAAUAACUGGUGUGGGUUAAUACAACAGAACAUUUUGAUUUUUACGCUUGCUGCUUCGGCAUCCUUCAACUUGAACUACAAGAAUACUGCGAGAAAACAAAUGGCGGAUUCGCUGGAUUGGUUAGCCAGAAGUCCAUGACCAUCUUUAGAAGUUGCACAAAAAAUAAUGUGUCGUAAUACAGAACAAAUCGUAUUGGAAAAUGGAAAAAUCUGAACAGACUGACCAAAUAUGACCCAAAAAGCAUCUAAAUAUAUCACCACAGGAGUGACUAAAUUCACAUUUUCUAGACUUUCAGAGACUCCCAAUACACAAAAAGGUCUUUUAGAGCUAAAAAAGUGGAUUUAGCAUGAUAUGUCCCCCUUUAAACAAGAUUUUGACCAGAAACUAUAGGUUCAUUAAUUAUGGUAAGUGGUUCAGGUCCUGAAGGAGCAAAGCAACCCCAGACCAACAUACUGCCACCACCAUAUGUUUGUCAGUAUGAUUUACUUUUCUGAAAUGGUGUUUUACUCUGGGUCCAAAGUGCCUCACAUCUUACAAAAAGUUACACUUUUUCUUGCCAGUCCACAAAAUAUUUCCCCAAAGUUUUGGGGAUCCUCCUGACAUUUUUUGGCAAAUGUGAGACGGCCCUUUUUUGUUUUUUUGUUUUUUUGGUCAGCAGUGGUUUUGGCCUUGGAACUCUCCCCUGGAUGCCAUUUGUGCCCAGUUUCUUCCCAGUUGUUGAAUGAUGAACUCUGACAUUAACUGAAUUGAAUAUGACCUGCAGGCCAGAUGCUCUCCUAGGUUUACUGGAGUCCCGAAGCUUUAGAGAUGGCUUUGUAACCCUUCCCAGACUGAUAGAUGUCAUCAACCUUAAUCUUUAAUUUAUUUAGUGAUAUGUUGCAAUGAGAUUUUUUAGCCUACUUUAUGUUGUCAGACAGGUUCUGCUUUAGCCAUUUCUUAAUUCUGGUACCAAUCAUCAUUUGUAAACGGCUGUUUGUAUUUACUCAGGUUAUUGUUUUUGGAUAAUUUAAGUAUUACAAAUAUAAUUAAGGGGCAACCUUUUCACUGCAGUGUAGAGUAAAGCCACUUAUAUUGUGCUGGAAUUUGGAAUAAACUUUGAUUUUUUUUUUUUUUUAGGUCUGUUAAGGUAAGAAAUUUCCGACUAUCAAACAUUAAUUAAGGGAACUUUCUAUAGAUUUUUCCAACUUAAAACUUUGAAAUAAGAAAAAAACUUCCAUUAAACAUGCUGCGCCAAUGGAAAAUAAUAUUUUCUUUCUUGCAUUUCAGAUGUAAAACCACAAACUGACAUAGUCAACGUCUCGUUGCACUGAUGUUUUCGCUGUUUCUCUGCCAUUAUGGUGGUAUGCUUCUUAUUAAAAGGUUUAGGAAGCACUGGUCUAGAUGUCUGUGAAGCUGCAGCUUUCACUUUUUCGCUGUAAAUCUGUUCGAGUCGUCUCAUCGCCUUGGUAACAUAAACAA